Micromonas pusilla CCMP1545 is the source of this 1043-nucleotide messenger RNA. RefSeq names its product heat shock transcription factor. The transcript has 2 exons. The coding region runs from base 44 to 895 and encodes 283 amino acids. Gene Ontology annotation, molecular function: DNA-binding transcription factor activity; sequence-specific DNA binding. The record is from RefSeq and is a predicted model, not a curated record. Gene Ontology annotation, biological process: regulation of DNA-templated transcription. NCBI's taxonomy places the organism in Eukaryota, Viridiplantae, Chlorophyta, Mamiellophyceae, Mamiellales, Mamiellaceae.
CACGCCCGACCACCUCACGCACGCACACGACACUCCACAAACGAUGGCCCCCACGCACCUUCACGCUCGCCGCCCUUCGUGCAACCCUUACGCGUUCGAUCGCGUCAAGGUGUCGCCGUUCAUAAUGAAGCUUCACACGCUCGUGAGCGACCCGUCCGCGUCCGACGUCGUCUCCUGGAACAAAGACGGCAAAUCCUUCGUCGUCAAGGACGCGAAAGCGUUCGAGAAGAAGCUCGUCGGCGUCCUCCCGGUGUUCCCCGCGCGCGUCAACAUCAACGGAUUCAAGCGUGAGCUGAACAAUUACGGGUUCCACAAGCUCGGCAACGACGACGACGCGCGCCUCGAGUUUUCGCACGACGGGUUCGUUAAAGGCGACCCGGCGGCGCUGAGGCAGGUGACGCAGAAGGCGAACGUCGGGCGGUUCCGCCGCGAGAAGCCGCAAACCGCCGCCAAAGACAUGGCCCCCGUGUCGGGUUUCGUUCUGAAGAACCCGUUCUCGCUCGCGGACAACAACAACUUCGGACGGUUCCGCCGCGACGCGGACUGGGAAGAGAAGGCGUUCAACCCGUUCGACCUCGAGAACAACAACAACUACGGACGGUUCCGCCGCGGCGCGAAAGAGACCGACGUCGCCGCCGCCGAAGACAUGGCCCCCGUGUCGGGUUUCGACUGGAAGAACCCGUUUUCGCUCGCGGACAACAACAACUUCGGUCGAUUCCGCCGCGACGCCAACUGGGAAGAGAAGGCGUUCAACCCGUUCGACCUUGCGGACAACAACAACUACGGGCGGUUCCGCCGCGACGCGAACUGGGAAGAGAACGCGGUUAACCCGUUCGAUCUGACGGAUAACCGCAACUACGGGCGGUUCCGCAGAGCCGUCCAGCCCGCGGCGUGAACGACACCGAGCCGAGACGACCUCCCCGGGCGGGGAGCGCGGAAGCGCACGAACAGCGCGUUCGUCUACAUUUCCGAUACGUUUCAAUUUCUACUGCUGUAAGAUCUAAGUAGUGCUGUAGUGUACAUACGCACAUGCCGUCGUCGUC